Molecule: messenger RNA, 927 nt
Organism: Phalaenopsis equestris
Lineage: Eukaryota; Viridiplantae; Streptophyta; Magnoliopsida; Asparagales; Orchidaceae
Product: AT-hook motif nuclear-localized protein 25-like
Exons: 2
Coding region: 1-927 (308 amino acids)
Cellular component (GO): nucleus
Molecular function (GO): minor groove of adenine-thymine-rich DNA binding; DNA-binding transcription factor activity
Source: RefSeq, a predicted model, not a curated record
AUGGCAUUACAUAAGGAUGUGAAUUAUGUGUGGAUCGAUAAUAUUGAUGUGUUAUUGAUGAUAUUGGGUGCAAUAUCAUUCCAACACCAAUUACACCCCCAACCCGAACACCUGUCCGCACGUGCACCGGGGCAUUAUAGAAAAGCUGGGAAGCUGAUGGUCAGUAGCUUCCAAAUUAAACAGAGGGCCGGAAUGCAAACUUCCUCUCCGUCCUCCGGCGAACUCGCCGCCUCCAACUCCUCCUCUCUCCGACGUCCCCGCGGCCGUCCUCCGGGUUCCAAAAACAAGCCGAAGCAGCCAAUUACUGUUGCACAUGAAACUCCCAGCUCCCUGAGAUCCCACUUAUUCGAGAUCACAACCGGCUCCGACAUCAUCAGCUCUAUCGCCGGUUAUGCUCGCCGGAGACAUCGUGGGGUCUACGUUCUCACAGCCACCGGCGUAGUCGCCGACAUAUCUCUCCGGCAGCCCGGAGUGCCACCCGGCUCCGAUGUAGCCGUGCUACGCGGCCGUUAUGAGAUUCUUUCCCUCACUGGAUCUUUCUUGCCGGCAGCAACAGGGCUGGCCGUGCUUCUUUCCGGCGGUCAGGGGCUGGUUGUUGGGGGUUACGUCGCCGGCGAGCUCGUGGCCUCGGGUCCGGUCAUGGUUGUUGCCGCCACCUUCAGGAACGCCGUGUACGAGAGACUGCCUAUAGAGGAAUCAGCAACGGCGGCGGCUGCAAGUUUUGAAGAGAUGAAAGAGAGUAGAGUGAAAGGAGGAGUUUUGGUGGGCUGCGGUGGAGCAUCGCAGGCGGCGGUGGCGGAGAAAAGAUUACCGGCUAUGCAGAACUAUAACAUGCCGGCGCCAAAGCUACUCUUGAAUGAGGUGUUUGGAGGUGUUUGGUCUGCGGCGGCGGCGGCGGCGGGGGGCGGCGGCGGCGGUGGGUUCUAA